UCCGUAUAAUUUGCGUAUUUCGGUUUGAGAUUUGAGGGAUGGGGUCAUGGGGGCGAAUUUGAUAACAAUAAGAUACAGUAAAAAAAAAUGUUCGCUUUAUGAUAUGUUCUGGGUUUUCAUGUAAGAUUGUUAAAGGUGUUUUUUUUUUUUUUUACUUUUUGAACUUUCUGGAACUUUGGAAAUUUUUUUUACUCUGCAUCUGAGUUGUGAAUGCUGCUGUAGAAAGUUGCCUUUCUUUUUUUUUUUUUUUUUUCUUUUUUGCCUUUCUAAGCUUCAUAUAUGUUGUUGGAUAUUGUAACUGCAACUCCUAGAAAUUUCUAGGAACUUUCUAAAUUUGUGAAUUUGUGAUAUGAUGCUUAAUCUGAUAUUUGACUUUGCUACUGUGUUGUACAUUCUUGUGGUUGACAUUCUUUGACUUUUAAGCCUACGAUUUUGGGAAUGUUUAUUCUUACUUUUUGGAUCGGAACAUCAAUUGUGAUCUAAUAUGGUGGUUUGAUGUGUAAUAUUCAGGGUGGAUGUGGUUCCUGCUGGUCCUUUAGUACCACUGGAGCCAUGGAAGGUGCACACUUUAUCGCGACAGGGAAACUUGAGAGCCUUAGUGAACAACAGCUUCUGGAUUGUGAUCGUGAGUGUGAUCCAGAGGGGGAACCAGAUGACUGUGACCUUGGUUGCCAAGGUGGGUUGAUGAACAAUGCCUUCGAAUAUCUCUUAAAAGCUGGUGGCUUGAUGCGAGAGGAGAACUAUCCAUACACUGCUAGAAAUGGUCACUGCAAAUUUGACAAGAGCAAGAUAGCAGCUAAGGUAGCAAAUUUCAGCGUUGUCCCAGUUGAUGAAGGCCAGAUUGCUGCAAACCUUGUGAAAAAUGGACCUCUUGCUGUGGGCAUCAAUGCUCGUUAUAUGUCAAGUUACAGAGGUGGAGUUUCGUGCCCAUUGACAUGCUCUGCUGAUUUAGAGCACGGAGUGCUAUUGGUUGGUUUUGGUUCUUCUGGUUAUUCUGAUAUGCGUAAGGAAGAGAAGCCAUACUGGAUCAUUAAGAACUCGUGGGGUGAAUACUGGGGAGAGAAUGGGUAUUACAGAUUAUGUAGGGGCUAUGAUCUUUGUGGUGUCAACACUUUGGUCUCAACUGUUGCCGCAGCUCCUGCUACCUCUCAGUAAGUCAGUAGGGUGUGAUGAAUGCAGUAACCAUAUACCCAUGCUACCAGCAUACAUUACUGUACAUUUAAUGUAAAGGAGUAAGCCUGAAACAAGAAACUCUGUAUUCAAGGCUUCCUCUCUUCCAUCUUUACGAUGUUGGAAGUCUUUGGAGGGGAAGGAUGUCACAUAGAAAGGGUAUAAAAAUGUAAAACAGUAUAUCUCCGGUAUGUACUUUUAUUACAGGAUCUGUACUGUCACUAUAUCAGUACAUCUCCGGUUAGACUAUCGCUCCAAAUUGUUGGUUGCUUAUAUUUUAAAGUUUUUGGAAAUCAA
Messenger RNA from Chenopodium quinoa (quinoa), 1467 nucleotides. Its product is annotated as probable cysteine protease RD19B. The record is from RefSeq and is a predicted model, not a curated record. Bases 496 to 1155 code for a protein of 219 amino acids. NCBI's taxonomy places the organism in Eukaryota, Viridiplantae, Streptophyta, Magnoliopsida, Caryophyllales, Amaranthaceae. The transcript has 3 exons. Gene Ontology annotation, molecular function: cysteine-type endopeptidase activity. Gene Ontology annotation, cellular component: lysosome.